GUGAGCUCACACCCUGCACCAGCAAGGCAGGCUGCAGUGCGGACGGGGGUUAACUCACCAUUUUCAUCAUGACUACCCGAACAAGGGCACCGCCGCGGAUGACGGCUGCAUACGUGGAUCAGAUGAUGACACAACGACGAGCGGAGGAGCUGUAUCAGAACGAAUUGGCCAAAUACAACGAGGAAAACUCAAUGCUCACACACGCCGCGAACAACGAGCGAAGGUACGGCGCGGUUGCUAACGCAUCAGUGUGCAUGCGAACGCCGUGA
Messenger RNA from Ectocarpus sp. CCAP 1310/34, 269 nucleotides. The record is from the annotation of a GenBank genome assembly. NCBI's taxonomy places the organism in Eukaryota, Phaeophyceae, Ectocarpales, Ectocarpaceae.